This is a messenger RNA of Brachypodium distachyon (stiff brome), 4879 nucleotides long. RefSeq names its product pentatricopeptide repeat-containing protein At4g01570. Bases 154 to 2631 code for a protein of 825 amino acids. The record is from RefSeq and is a predicted model, not a curated record. Gene Ontology annotation, molecular function: protein binding. NCBI's taxonomy places the organism in Eukaryota, Viridiplantae, Streptophyta, Magnoliopsida, Poales, Poaceae. The transcript has 3 exons.
CUUGUUUUCUCGGACCGGUUCAAGUCCGGGCCGAUUUUUUGACCCAAAUCCAAAAAACAAAUUCGGUUCGACCGUUAGCCCAGCAUUUAUUUUCCCGCAGCGCAGGAGCACGCAGAAUAAAUCGUAGCCCACAGCACCGGCCGGCCACUAUCAAUGAGCCCAAGCCCACCAUACAGACCGACGAACGAACGAGCUCUCUCGGCGAGGCUGCCAGUUUGCAUCGGCCCACGGCCAUUUCAUUUCCCCCGGCGGGCCGCUCCAACCGUUUCGCAACAUCGCAAUUCGCAACGGCCGGCGUCGACAGAGCGCAGGCAAGGGAGCAUCAUGCUGCCGUCCGCGCCCGCCGUCCGGCGCCUGUGUACGGCGGCCGCGCCGCUCUCAGGCCUCACGGACGCGCUCCUCGCCACCCGCCUCGCCAACCACCUCCUCACCACGCCGCACAUCCCGCCGGCGCUCCUCCCGGCCGCCCCGCUGCCGCUCCCCGUCCGCCUCCACAUCCUCCGCCACCCGGCGCUCCCGCCGACCUCCAAGCUCUCCUUCUUCCUCGCCGCCACGUCGCCCUCCUCCCCGCCGCCGCUCCUCGCUGCCACCUUCCCCGUCCUGCUCCGCGCUCUCGCCAUGCACUCCCCUCCGCUCCUCGACGCGCUCCUCCCCUUCGCGCUGUCCUCCCCGUCCCCAGAUGCUCUCCUGCCCGGCCUGCUCUCCGCACUCCUUUCUACAUCCCGCCUCGACGCCGCGCUUGCGCUCCUCGAAGCCGCCCCUCCUGACCUCCUCCCGCGCCUCGCCGCCGCCGCACUCCCUUCACUCAUCGACUCCCCUGCCCCCCUCUCCGCCGUCCCUGCCAUCCGCAGGCUGCUUCCCAUCGCCUCCCACCCGCCCCACGUCCGAGCUACCAACCGCCUCCUCCUCGCCUUGUCCAAGGAGAACCUCUACGAUGACUUCUGUCAUGUGUUCGAUGAAAUGUCAAGACGGGGCCUUCCUACCAACUUAAGGUUCUACAACAUUUGCAUCCACGCGUUUGGCAAGUGGAGGCGGCUGGAUAAGUCACUGAAGCUUUUCGCAACUAUGAAAGCCGCAACUCCUCCUCUUGUGCCAGAUGUAUGCACAUACAAUUCGGUCAUACGGGUGCUUGUGAUUGGCGGGAGGGUGGCUGAUGCUUUGGUGGUCUUUGACGAAAUGAAGUUGGCUGGGAUCCACCCGGACGUGUUCACUUACCGUGCUGUCGUGGAUGGGUGCUGCAAGAGUUUUAGGAUGGAUGAUGCAUUGCGCAUGUUUCAGGAGAUGCGGGGGAGCAUUGGGUUGAAGGGGGAUGUCGUGGUCUACAAUUCGCUUCUGGAUGGACUCUUCAAAGCAAAGAAGCUUGAUGAGGCAUGCGGUUUUAUCGAGACAAUGGUGGCGGAUGGGAUCCAAUGCUCGGCGAGCACACACAACACCGUGAUCGAUGGUCUGUUCAAGAAUGGGAGGGCGGAAGCAGCAUGCCGGCUGUUCUAUGAGCUAAGGAAGAAAGGCCAGCUGUUGGAUGGGAUCGCAUAUAGUAUUAUGGUAAGGGAGUUCUGCAAGGAAGGGACAGGGGACCAAGUUGAAGAGGCAGUAGGUUUGGUGAAGGAGAUGGAGGAACGGGGCUUUGUUAUUGAUUUAGUCACCAUAACAUCAUUACUUAUAGGUUUCAACAAGAGUAGACGGUGGGAUUUGGAAGAGCACAUAGUGAAGAUCAUAAGAGAUAGCUCUGUGUUGCCAGAUGCCAUUCGAUGGAAGUCAAACAUGAUGGAUGCCUUGAGAGGACCACAUGAUAGAGGGAAAGAUGGAACUUCAAUCUUUCCAUUUGAUGGUGAUAUGAACGAUGUGAUGGGUUUGCUCAAUCCUGUAGUAUGCACUGAUACGAAUGAAGAAACCACACAGAAUGAAACCAAGGAUGAUUGGUCUUUGUCACCACACUUGGAUCAUCUUGCUAAACAUGCAGACCAUUUGAAUAAUUCUGCUAUGUUUACAACGCACAGAGGGCAGAGGGUGCAAGGCAUGGGGGGUAAAACUUUUGAUGCUGACAUGGUUAAUACAUAUAUGUCAAUCUUUUUAGCCAAAGGGAAGUUGAGUGUAGCUUGCAAGUUAUUUGAGAUCUUUACAAAUCUAGGAAGGAAAGGGACAAGUUAUACAUACAAUUCACUGAUGACCUCAUUUGUCAAGAAGGGGUAUCUGAAACAGGUGUGGGCGGUUCUUCAUGAGAGGGGUGGACAGCUCUGCCCCAAUGAUAUAGCGACAUACAAUCUGAUAAUUCAAGGUCUUGGUCAGAUGGGAAAAACAGAGGUUGCUAGCUCAGUCAUGGAUGAAUUAUCAAAGAAAGGUGUUUAUAUGGAUAUUGUCAUGUAUAACACUUUGAUCAAUCAAUUGGGAAAGGUCGGGAAGGUUGAAGAAGCAAACUGUUUGCUUGAGCAGAUUAUCACGAGGGGCAUGAAACCAGAUGUUGUCACUUUUAAUACCUUGAUCAAUAUUAAUGCGAAAGCUGGUAGGUUGAAGGAAGCUGACAAGUAUUUGAGGAGAAUGAUUGCAGAAGGCAUUGCUCCGAACCAUGCCACGGAAACAAUACUGAUUUUUCUUGAUAAGGAGAUUGAAAAGAAAAGACAGCAGCCUAAAUGAAAUACCAAAAAAGCACAAAUGAAGCCGAUGAAGUGGAAUCUUCUAUAUGCCAGGGCACCAUAUUGGCCAAAGGGAACAUUUAUUGUGAUGAACUUUUCCAAUAGGGAUUCUCCAGUGUCAUAGCAUACAUCUAAUAUGAAUCUAAAAUGCCACGGGGAAAGAGUAUGUAAAAGAAUGCACCAGCACAAUGAGCUAUGCAGCCUCCAGAUUCUUUUGCACAAGAAACUGAGAAGGUGACACUCUGAUAACAAAUCAAAGCAUUAGAAAUGGGGAAACCGGUUCCUUCUGUUUACAACUUCUGAUUCCAUCGUUGUUUAUCUAAGUGCACAGAGGUCACUUGAUUGAUUUUGGUGGCCUCAAAUUACUUGGGUGUGUUCUUCCUAUGCUGCAAAGAGGAAGUUUAGUGGUCAGCUGGUGUUAAGGAUUACACUUGCAGUCGUUAAGGAAUUUCUGUUCUGAACUCAGAACUUUGCCUUCAGCACUCAGAGUUCUGCCUUUGAGCAGUUUGCUACUCGGUAUAUUCUCUGGACCCUGAAGUUCCAAAAGAGACCUGACACUGUUAACCUUUGAGGUAUUUGACUCCUCUGGGGUUUCCUUCUCUAGAUCAUUUUCAGUCAAGGAUUAGUGGUAUAACCUCUAGGCGCAUUUUUUUGCAUGAGGGAAGUAUGGAGAAUUGGAGGCCUUCAUAUGCAUGGACAUUAGCUCUGGACCAGCAAGCUAAUGGAAGUCCCGAAGAGUGCUAAACUGUGCUUCUUUAUAUGACUUCUGAUUAACAACUAUAAUAAGCAAUUUUUAUACAAUAGCAGUAUAGCAUCAGUAUCUAAUCUUAAUUAUGCAUGCCCGUGGCCCCUCCCCCCUUCCCCCAGUUUCGAUCUGUACACAUAUAUUUAAUUGAUAUUUAAAUAUCCCCUUUUAAAUCGUUAGGUGGUUACAUGUUGUUUAACUUCAAACCUUGGUCGGAUGACAUAAAUUUUAUGGGUGACCAACAUCGGUUGUAACCUCUGAUUAGCAUGUUGCCCAUGUGGUCAUGCGUUAGAAUAAGUGAUCAAGUAUGUCGUUUUCACUUAUCUCUAUCAUGUAGUUCUCUUACAUAUUUUGCUAACCAUGGUGUUGCUAUAGUUUGGACGGGUUUGGAUCUAGGAGUCCUUGAUAUGUUAAAGACAAGUUUUGAGGAGUUUGAGUCUUUUUGUUUGUAAAAGUUGAAACUUGUCAUUCUAUCUUCUUGUUGAUCCAUGUUAUUCUGGAGUACAAACACUUCCAUUGUCAGCCAAGGUCAGAGUUUUGCUUACCAUUGACUUCACUUACUCAUCUGUUUUAUUUCUAAAGCAUUUUUUUUGCUCGGCUUUUGUGAAAGAAAACUAAUCAUCUCUCUGCUACGGAGAAGCCAAAGUGCGAUACAGAUUCGGCUCUAUUUGUGACCAAUGCUGUCACGAGCAUUUGCAGACCUCUCAGUAUACUCCCAUAUGACUUGAUGUAGGAGAUCUUCUUUUCAGUUUUGCCAUGCCAGCUACGAAAAUUGUUCUUCUACUUUUAGUAGUUGAUGUGCCCUUUGCUCUUAUCCCUUCAUCUUAGUUUUGUUUCAGGUUGGUUUAGGGACAGAGGAUCAUGCUGACGUGCCUUAAACAGGGCUUUGCACUAAGGAGUACUUUCAGCUGAACUUGUUCAUCUAAUUUAAAUAUUUUGCUCUUCUUUUUGUUAAAAGAACUCCUGUUCAGUCCUCCAAUUGUAACUACACUAGGUCGCUAGGAUGAUCGUUUAUAUUUUUUUUAACUAUUUUUUUCUGUAGGAUUUAGUACAAUCAGUCAUCACCUUGGAUACUGAAGUGAUUUGAGCUGCAUCCUUUUCUUAAAUCUGCUGACAUAAGGGAGUAGGGGAAAUAGCAUAGGCCUAGCAUAAUAGUGCUCUACAUAGUGCAUUUUGAAAAUACAGAGUAUCAAGUCAAUCAACAUGAAUUUGGUACCUCUUCUAUAGCUUCAGUAUGGUGAUGCACAUUAGUGCAAAUCGAUACAUCAGCCUUUUAUCUGUGCAAUUGAUAUCUGACAAGACCUGUUGACUUAUUAAAACUUUCAGUUUACAUGCAGUUGAACUGUUAGGAUGAGCAUUGAGGAAUUGCUCUCAACCAAGCGUAAACAUGUUUCGUGCAUUCUUUUGCAUGCAUAGCUUAAUAUGAAGGUUCAGUUGGAGGAUGUAAUGUACUCGUGUACUUUGUAACUAUUAGCUGUGAACUAAUACAAGUGGAAAAAUGAUC